Musa acuminata subsp. malaccensis (wild Malaysian banana) is the source of this 3834-nucleotide messenger RNA. Lineage: Eukaryota; Viridiplantae; Streptophyta; Magnoliopsida; Zingiberales; Musaceae. The record is from RefSeq and is a predicted model, not a curated record.
CUUCGCAUUUAAUUGCCGUCCCCUCCCCGUCCGAACGCAAGGGAGUAACGACAUUGCCGAGAUCUUGGAAGAUGGAGAGCGAGGAGAACCGGACGGGGCCGUCAUCAGGGAGUGCGAGCCGUGGAGGUGGUAAAGCGUGCUGCCGGUGCGGGUGGGUGUACCCCAACCCGCACCCCAGCAAGAAGCACCGGAAGGCUCACCGGAAGCACUGCGGCGCUGCGGCGUCGAAGCCGCGCGAUGAUGCUGGCGAUGUUGUCGUGGCCGUGCAUGCGAACGAUGCGGCUUGUGAGCUGCUGGCGGAUGCGGACCCGAGGAAAAACUCUGGAGUGGUGGCGGUGGAGGAAUCGAAGCCGGAGAGGGACGGCAGAGAACUGUGUAAAGAUGCGAUCUUGGAGACGGACACUGCUGGUACAUGGACUCCAUUAAAAAUGGGAUUGUAUGAUGAAUUGAGUGGAUUGGACUUAUACAUGUUGACUUGUUUAUCUUCUGCCAUGGAGGAUGGAAUAUUUCCACCAAAAUCCGUGCGCUCCUUGUUAAAUCCAUCUUUACCUGCAGAUAAGUCUUCCAAGUCAUGUGCUUUAUGUCAUGGCAACAAGGUUCAGAGUUCUGAUGUGGAAUUCACUGCAAGUCAGCUGGAUUGCUUGACUCACUUUCAAAAUCAUUCAGUCUCAUGUGGAGUCGAUAUGAUUUGCACUGCUGAUGAUACAAAAGGUUCUUCUUACUUCCCUUUAACCAAAGGAUCUUCCCUGGAUGCUUCAAAGGAGGAAAUGGGUUGUGCUACAGUUCAAUAUGCAGUGGAGAGUGCUACCGUUGCAAAUGAUAAAAACAUUGGAAACCAUAUAGAGAAUAAGUUAGAUGCAGACAUUCCUAAAGCACUGAUCCUACCUCAUGAUUCUUCCAUCAAUUUCUCUUCAACUGACUCUGAGUUACAGAAUAAAGAAAAAUACAUGGAGAUCAGUGUAACUGUAGAUCAAGUAAAUACAGUAACCACACUGAUGUCUGGUCUUCCACAUGAGGUUUCUGAAAAUACAAUGGAACCUGAACCAAUCAACUGCAUUGCUCAAGAUAGGAUGACUGAUGUUGCAGGACAAAUGUGUCAAGUUCAACUAUCUUCCGAGGGUGGACGAUGCACUUUGGAAAUUAAUGCUGGUGAGCCUUUUGAAAUUUCUGCUCAUUCCUUUGGAUGUGAGUAUCAACUUGGCAAACCUGCUAACUCUUUGGCAAAUGAAAAUGAGCUGGAGGAUUUGUUUAUUUCAGAAGUGGCAUCAACCACACUUCUCGUGGAACCUUCUGACAUGAAGCCUUGGUCUCCUGAAGAUUGUGGGUUGGUGGUGGCUGUUGUCACCACUAUUUGUGCAAACUCUCAAGUAGGAAAUGAGUUAGGUGAACGCAUAAUAAAUGAUGUUCCCAAAGUAGUUCCAUCUGAGUUGUUAGUGGUAGAAUUUGAUAAGAGCGUUGAUAAUUUUCUUUCAACCUUGCCAUUUAACAAAGAAUUUUCUCUCCACAUAGAAAAACUUAAUGCAGUUGAAAACAAUGGGUCAAUUGAUGAUCAAGAUGACAUGUCCCAGUUGGUCAAUAUAUUUGAAUGUGAGUUUCAAUGUCCUGAGGAAGAAACAGAUUGGCUUGGAACACAUGAACAAGUUGCAAUUGCAGGAUCACCGGUAGACCAAGCAAUGGUUUUAGAUAGUUGUGUUACUAGUUCAUGUGAAAGUUUUCAUUCAUCGUCUGGAAUCGAAGCGCAAAAGAUAAAUUACCUGACUGAAGGGCAGGAUAUUUACAUAUCUUAUGAAGGAUCCUUAGCUGAUAGUUUGGGAGAUUCGGACUCAGGUCUUGCAGUCUCUGGUGUUAUCCAAUCUAGUAUAGCAUUUGAAGUAAGUGAUCAGAAUCAAAAUGUGAGCCAAGAAACAACAGAAGUUAACAAUUGUGUUGUGGUAGAGGAGAAAAAACAUGAAAUGGGUAAGGAAGAAAGUCUUUACAUGGACUCAAAAGAAUUAAGUUCUUGUCAAGACACAAAAUAUGAUUCUCAGUGUAAAUGUUAUGCCUCAGAAUUGGUGCCUUCACUUGGAGAUGAUAUUGAAAGGAUGGAAUUGCAAAACCACAAACAUGUCGUAAGCACGACAACCGAGGAGAUCAGUUCCAGCUACACAGAUAGUAUUUCCAAUUAUUACUUGGAUGAACCAGAUCCCCGAGAAGCUACUGAGGGUAGAUUCAUACAAUUUGCUGCUGGUGAUGAAACCAAUGAUCAUCCUGAAAGGCAGGCAGAACCUUGUGUCAAUGAAGCUAUAUUAGAGAAUGUAUUUCUUGUUGAGCAUUAUGAUAAACUGGAUCUCCACAAAGAUGAGGUUGACAAUGUGCAGACAUCUGGUUCUCAGCUUAAACAAAAGAAUCUUCUUGUGGUAAGAAGUGUUUAUCCUCUGAGCAGUGAUGAAAAUAACCCAGAUAACCCAUUUGUUACAGAUGUUCAGAUCCCUAGCGUUGACAAAGAAAAUAGUUUUGCCAAUAUACAUAAUGAAGAGCCAAACCCAAAUGAACUCAGUGAAGUCGGUUUGUGCCAUGAUGGAGAAGACCUUAAGACUGAGGAAUGCUCCACGUCAGAAGUUGAUGUGCAAUCCAUUGUUGGGAAACCUGAUUCUGAUUCAAGAACCAGUGAUACGUCUGGAGUUCCUUCCAGCAGCUUUUAUCAUUCUUCAAAAGAAGAAGAUAUUUAUGUUGAAUCCAUGCAAUGUGCUGAAUUAUGCACUCGAAAAAUAGAUGACUCAGCUGAUUCAAAUGACCAAAGAGCCAGCACUGAAGCAUCAUUGGUCUCUGUUUCUGGUGGGUCUUUUGCCCAUUUCAAGAAAAAUAUUAUUUCCACAUUUUAUGUUGCAGAUGGAGCGAUUCCAUUCCUAAGUUAUUCAGCAAAGGGAGAAUCCAAUUUUGAUGGAAAAGCUUCGCCAAUUACAGAUUCCCAGACCACAAGGGAUCUACAAACUUCUGAUCCAGCAGCAGGUGCUAUUUUCAAAAGCGAUGUUGAUAGCAGUGAUAUGGUAGAGGGACCAUCUUUGACAAUCCUUGUGGAACCUGGUCGACGAUCUGAACCUAAAGGAAGAAAUGGUAAUGAAGAAAAUGCUGCCAAGGAGCUGAACUGGAAUUCUGGAAAACCAUAUGUUAUGUUGAAGAAUCUCCUUGCUGAAGCAGACACUGAGAGUGAACAGAAAGUACCCUUUGGCCGAGGCCACAAUGCAUCAUUGACUUGCAAGAGAAGGAAUGGUUUGCAUGAUGAUGGAUAUUCUCUUAAACCUGCAACAUCUAAAGUAGUUUCCGAUAAAUCUAAUGAGCCCUUUGAUAAUCAAGUAGAUCACAGUGAAUGGAACUCUCCUGCACGGCUCCCUGUUACCCAGCAUGUUAAAAAGAAAGUAAAAGGGAGGCAAGCCUGGGUGCCAUUCAUUUGUUGUGCAUCCAUGAACUGAAAACAUCUUGUCAGAUUGGUGGUGGUUAUUGGUUGUUCUCAGGAAUGACAGUUCAUCUUCUACUUGUGAUUGGGACCAUGGUCCCCUUGUUAGUCUUCUAUGACAAUGCGGAUAUCUUUUGCUUCACAUCUUAGAGGAUAUAAGGUCAAAAAGAAAAUAUUACAGUUUGUCCUUAAAUUUUGGACUUAGAUAAUGCUGAUUUCUUCUUUCCUCUUGUUUUGUAAAAUGUUGCUGCUAGUCCUUGCUUUGUCAUAAUUAGCGUGAAGUUCAACUUUUUUAUGCAAUAGAUGUCAGAGCAAGGCACUCAGUAACUUUUAUAUGUUGUUGUGAUCAAAAUAAGUUGUAUGUUGUAUGGAUUUCUUUUCGAGGAUCAGAUAUUCCUCAU